Molecule: messenger RNA, 672 nt
Organism: Eutrema salsugineum
Lineage: Eukaryota; Viridiplantae; Streptophyta; Magnoliopsida; Brassicales; Brassicaceae
Product: vegetative cell wall protein gp1-like
Exons: 5
Coding region: 1-672 (223 amino acids)
Source: RefSeq, a predicted model, not a curated record
AUGGUUUUACGACGAAUGUUCCUUAAACCGUCGUUAAACCGUCGUAACACUGAUGAGGAUCAUACGUCUGCUAACCCCCGGAUUGGCUCCAGAUCCGAGGUACGAGAUUACUUAGAUAUGGCUCCUCGGGCAAAUAGGUUCCACUACCGACAGAUGGUAGAUCCAGACGGUAUGGCCCCGUCCACCUCAGCGACAGGGUCCGUCAUUCCGGAGUCCUCGGGAACACAACGAACGGUUUCGCAACCGGUCAUUGUACCACAGCCGGCACCGCCCCCACCACCACCAGCCGAACCAGCAGCCCCUGCACCAGCCGAACCAGCAGCCCCAGCACCAGCCGAACCAGCAGCCCCGAUACAGCCUAUACCCAAAACUGGCAUUGAGAAACUUCCGCACACGGACGUGUGGAGACGGCCUUCAAAGAGAAGGUCAAGUUUCGCCUCAACAACACCGUUUCUGACUGGAAGCGGAAGUGGGAGGUCGACGGUCGAAGAAAACGGGGGACAACUUCCUCCAAUGACGAAGGUCUUCGCCGGGACCCAUAAGAAGCGGAACGGCGAAUUCACGGAUCCUCGGGCGGAGGAUAUCUACAACGCUGCCUGUGCGGCGAUCGAGGAGCGGCAGACGCAACUCACUCAGCAAGCGCGUCCGACGUCUCCCGGAGGUUGCCCCUAA